Microstroma glucosiphilum is the source of this 1643-nucleotide messenger RNA. RefSeq lists its product as hypothetical. NCBI's taxonomy places the organism in Eukaryota, Fungi, Basidiomycota, Exobasidiomycetes, Microstromatales, Microstromataceae. Bases 360 to 1313 code for a protein of 317 amino acids. The transcript has a single exon. The record is from RefSeq and is a predicted model, not a curated record.
GCCGCUCAAGCUCACCUACUGUACCCCCUCGACCUUGCCUUCGAUCAUUUUGUGGAUUCCUUUGAUAUCCCAGACGCUUUCUUCUAGUGACUCUUUUCCCACGGACCCAGGCCCAACGGCUGUAGGAUGGGCCGGAAGGUGACACGUGGCCCUGAGGAUCGUUGCGGUAGCCCCUUCCGUACCUUGCUAGCGGCUGCUGAUCAGAAGAGGCGGGACAAGGCACACUGUCCUCGCCCUGAGCUCCCCGGAAGGAGAGAGAUCGCCGCGUCACGUCCAAGCAGAUCCGUAUUCUCUCGUACGCCCGUUACUCGGACUCUAUUUGCCCUCUACCAUCCUCCAAGAAGCUUCACCGGGAGCAAAUGAACGACCGCGGCAGUCACUGCGAUUCGCAGAUGGGCUCCUGCGGUGAGAGACAGCUACAGUCCCACAAGCGCAAGAGGCAGGAGGAGCAAACCAGUAUCGAGCGAAACACCACGGACACCUCCCAGCCCACCAAGCCAGGACCAAUCCCUCCAAGCAUUGGGCCAGACCUCACUCAGCUACACACCUUGCCCCAGCUAAUGGCGCAACUCAAGCUACGACUCCCAGAAGUGGACGAAGAGGCAUUGAAAGGAGUCGCCGAGUUUCAAUUGAAGAACAACGCCAGCACACUGCGACGCAUUCGACUCGCCAAGGCGCAAGAAGAGGGCGAUGACUCGGACGCCUUUGACGAGAUCAAGGGAGUCCCUCUGACGGUGCCACUGAGCAGGGAGACCUGGUACGAUUGGGUGAGGCAAUUGAAGCGUCUCACAUCUCUCAUCGAUUAUGCGGACGACAUCCUCUUUACCGAGGAUCACGUCGAGUUCACACCUUACCUCACCAAGCUCGACAAGAGGCUCUCGUCCACCAUCUUUUGGGUCAUAGGAGAGACCGGAGCAGUCGCAAUCGACUACACCAUGAACUCAGGCUGCUGCUCGAGCGGUCGCAGUCUCUUUCGCUUCCUAGAGUCGCAGUUGAAGCCGCACGGGGACUGGGAGCAAGUCUUGAUUCUUUUCAAGCUGAACAGAGUGGCUGUGUCUUACACCAACGUUGACGAGGCCAUCAAGCGAAUCGAACGACUAUCACUCCGCGCCUCGGACCUCGAGGUGCCAAUCUCAGACGCCUACAAGUGCGCCAUCCUCCUCUGUGUGACACAAGAUGACCAAUGUUUCGCUGCGGCUUGGGCUGCUCUGAUGCGUACCAGGUCGUGCACCAAUUGGGCAAAUGUCAGCAGCAUCUUGCACUAUGCACAGAGAGAUGCACAGUCCACACAGCCUCGACCUGGUGGACUCUAGUCGCAGACGUCAGGAUCUGCUGUGGUGACCUUGCGAACAAGUAUAGCAUUACCGAAGGACAGGAGAAAAGCCAGUCCAACCACUCAGAAGAAGCAAGCACGGCCUCAGCGACCCCCUCUCAUCAAGGCAAACGGCUCUAUCUCAGGGACUCCGAUGGCUUUCUUCGCACACAAGCUUCAGCCCUUGCGUCAAUGCGCACUCUCUUGCUUCCUCGCCUCAAUUUCUUUCUGCUACAGCGAGCUCUGCCUGAGCAUUUCUAUGCUCGACUUGACCUGAUCCUUCAUCUCUUGGCCGUCAGCACCGAGGCUGCUGGAGGUGAGGCGCGCCUGC